GCAUAGACCUCCCCGCCUGUGCACUGACUUGCCACACAGGUACUACAGUGUAAAGCAUUCCCCUCAACCGGCUUCAGUCAACCACCGACUUAUUGCAAAGCACAACAGUUUCAGCUGGACGAAACCAUGAAAACUUUACUGACCACCGCAACUUUAGUGGCAGCGCUGCUGGCGAGCGGUCAUGCAAAACCUCAGAAGCCUCAAUACGAAGCAGAAGGACUAUAUGUAAGGUCAGCGGACAACGUAGAAUUCGCUGAUGAACAGGACGGGCAGUACAGAGAGGAGCUCUACAGCAACAACGUCAACACAAUACCUGGCACCCCCGGCACCGACUACCCCACCCUGGCCGGCAUCCCCAAGACGGGCUUCACGUGUGCGGACAAACUCCCGGGAUUCUAUGCUGAUGAAGAAGCGCGCUGUCAGGUAUGGCACUAUUGCAAGACGGACGGCUUCAAAGAAAGCUUCCUGUGCCCCAACGGGACGGUCUACAACCAAGCCAACCGCGUGUGCGAGUGGUGGUUUAAUGUGCUCUGUGAGAACACCAGCGCCUCCUACAGGGUGAACGAAGACUUAUACAUCAUCCCAUCCUCAACCGAGACUCCUGACGCUGCAGGAGUCCCUGUACACUACAAGGAGGAGCCUCUACAAUACCAUCACGAGCCAGACUACUACACGGCCUGAGUGAUACAUGUACGCAAGAUAUAAUUGAACUUUACGCAUCGGACAAGACAAUCGAAGCAGAUAACUGGUUCUUUUAUUAGUGGUUAUUGCUUCAUUGGUGUGGGGUUAUUGGUUUAAGAAAUCAACAUUUUCCAGUGUCAAUUCAUUUUGAGGAUAGCAUCAAUAAUUUACAUUUGUUUCGAAUCGAAAAUCUUUCUGAAUAAACUAUUUGACUAUAUUUAGAGAACUAAUCGAAAGAAAAACGAAUAAAUCGUAUUAUUCACAAACACAUACGCAUCGAUCGCCGACCACAAAGACUCAACCCAAUUGUUGAGAUGCAGAGUUUUUGUUUAUCAUGGUUUCCAACUAACCCUAGACGUAGUUAAAAGCUCGUCUUCACCUAGUCUCCAUGUGAAUUAGUUUCCCAAAAAUUUAUUAUUUGUCUAUCUCACAGCCUCACCGCCGGUUUAAGUUUGCUGCUUGCCUGUUAAAAAUUCAUCCCAACCGAGGUAGUUUAGAGAUUAUUGGUUGAUAUUUUAGUUACUUUCAACCGUUUCACCGUUCAAAGUUCAUACGGCUGCUGAAUUGCCAAGAUCUCGUCGAUCUGACCAUACACAAAUGAUUCUUUUGCUUGUCAGAUCUUUUCCACGAGUAUAUCCAUUUAUUCUCCCGUCGCAUUGACAAAAAUUUAUUCAAGCAUAAUUGCUCAAUGAUUAGUCAAAAUAAUCAUUGCCCAUAUCUGUCCAUGAUUUAAUCACGUUUUAAUAGCCCGAUAUUAAUGUCAUGCCUUAUGUUCGUAGCGCUGAUCAGUGAGAGCUGAAUAUUAUAUAUUUAUUGUUGAACCUAUUUCACCAGAAAUCAUGUUUUCAUGUUAUUUUACGAGUGGAAAGUAAAUGGCGUUAUACUA
Molecule: messenger RNA, 1567 nt
Organism: Hyalella azteca
Lineage: Eukaryota; Metazoa; Arthropoda; Malacostraca; Amphipoda; Hyalellidae
Exons: 7
Coding region: 127-681 (184 amino acids)
Cellular component (GO): extracellular region
Molecular function (GO): chitin binding
Source: RefSeq, a predicted model, not a curated record